Bursaphelenchus okinawaensis is the source of this 2300-nucleotide messenger RNA. Lineage: Eukaryota; Metazoa; Nematoda; Chromadorea; Rhabditida; Aphelenchoididae. The record is from the annotation of a GenBank genome assembly.
AUGGAGAUGGUAACCGGGUUCGCAUUCGGACUAGUCCACGUUCUGACCCUCUUCUUCGUUCUGGCACAAUGUGGAGCUAAGAAAAAGCCGUAGGUUUUUGGUUUUUAUGAUCUCUAUUACAGUAUGUCAUAAGAAUUGGCAGGAAAUUUAAAAAAUUUGAAAAAGUUUUUUGUUUACAGUACUGGGACCAUUUUUGAGAGUCUAAGCACUAUCAGUUAGUUGAAUAGUUAAAAUUCUAGUAUGUUAGGCCUAUCGUUGCAAACUUGAGUACUAUUAAGAGGUUAAAAAAGUCUUGUCGUCAUUUUGUUAAGAUUUCACCUUGAAAAAACGACAAGACUUUAUUGCCAAACCAAUGUACCUAAAAUUCGCCAAAAUUACGAAAACUGAGCUUUUAACUGUCCUUAAAUUCAAAAUGUGUGUUUCAGUAAGGAGACUGCUCCAAAAUCCGUGGUUAAAUCAGCACCAGCCGCCGUUCCUCCUCCAGCACCAUCGACCGUCGAAAUAGCCGAAAAGAAAGACGAAGCCAAGGCUGAUGGUAAACCGGUAAGAUUAUUUUUUGUAUUUUAAAAUGGUUUUUUAUUUAGAAAAUGAAUUUUUUAGUUUUUUUUAUUUUAAAACGGCUUUAAAUGGUUUAAAAUUGAAAAAAUAUUGAAAAAUUUAAUUUUUUUUUGAAAAACUAAACAUACAGUUUUAAAAAGCAUCAAAACUUAUAUGUUAUUCUCAAUUUUUAGGUUUGUAUUGUACUGUAGGACAAAGUUAUGACGGUUGAAAAAAGUCAGAAAUCAAAAAAAGUUCGAUUCUGCUUGGAAACAUUAAGAUUUUUCGAACUUUAACCCACUUUAUUACCUUUUCAAUUGUAAUAUCUUUAAUUAUAUUACAAUUUUACUGCUUUGUAAAUUUUAAAAAUUUAAAUUUUAGGAAGAAAAGAAGGACGGAGAAAAGAAAGAUGAAGAAAAGAAGGAAGAAAAGAAAGAAGAAAAGAAGGAAAAGAAAGAAGAAAAGAAGGAGGAAGAGAAGAAAGAGGAAAAGAAGGAAGGUUCUAAGAAGGAAGAAAAGAAGGAGGAGGAAAAGAAGGUAUUAUUUUGAAGUUUUUUCAUAUUUUAAAAUUUUUUGAAAAUGACUUUUUGGGCUGGCAGUUUUUUAAAAACGUUGUAGUGCCAAAAAUAGGUAUAGGUAAGACUUGAAACUUUCUACAAUUAGAUUGUAGCCCACAAGGAAAGUUUUUGUUUUUACAAAUUUUUGGGUAGGAUUACUGUAACAUGGGGAAUUUGAAAAUUCUAUUUGAAAAACCGGUUUUUUACUAAAAAAUUGAAAUUUUUGACCUAGUUUCAAUUUUUUAAAUUUUUUUUUGUAUAUUCAGAAACUACAUGAAAUUUUACAUCUAGUAAGGUUCAUAGUAAACAGGUACGGCACGCUGUUUGAGUUUUUUUUUGAGUUUUUGUUUUGCGACACCAUUUUGAAAAUCCACGCGGGUUCGAAUCCGCUUGGAUGCAAAUGGCUUUUUAGGCCUGAAAUUGGUGUUUUAAGGGGUGAAAAGAAGAGAAAUUGUUUAUAUAUGAUAAUUAGGGGCUUUGUUGGUUUAAUGUAGUAUUUGAAAAAUAUUUUUUUGAAGAAAAUUUUGACUUUUUUUUACUAAAAUGUCACUUUUUUGACCCAAAUUCGACGUUUUUCUGGCUAAAAUUUUAUUUUUUUUGUAAAAUACGACUAUUUCUUUUUAACUUUUUUGACUUUCAGGAAGAAGAAAAGAAGGAAUCUAAGAAGGAGACCUCGAAGAAGUCGAAGAAAGAAACUUCAAAGAAGGAAGGCUCGAAGACGGAGGGAUCCAAGAAGGAGGGUUCUAAGAAGGAAGGGUCAAAGAAGGAAUCCAAGGCUGAUGCUCCAGACGAAAAGAAGGAGGAGUCUAAGGAGGUAGGUUCUUUCGGAGUUUUUUAGAGGCCAAAAAGGAAAUGGCAAGAAAUUUCUUUACAAAACAAAAAAUGGCAAGAACUUUCAUUACAAAACAAAAAACGGCAAGAAAUUUCUUUACAAAACAAAAAACGGCGAGAACUUUCUUUACAAUACAAUAAAUGUCAAGAACUUUCUUUAUGAAACAAAAAAUAGCAAGAAUUUUGUUUACAACACAAAAAAUGCCAAAAAUUUUCUUCACCCGCAGACUGCAAAACUUUUUUUUUGCUAUUUGGCUUUACGUGGCAAUAACUUUCUUUACAAAACAAAAAAUGUUAGUGUUUAACUAUAAGUAAAUUUUUUUUUUAAUUUUUAAAAUUUAAUUUUUUAAAUUCCAGGAGGAUAAGAAAGAGUGA